Messenger RNA from Mustela lutreola (European mink), 1878 nucleotides. RefSeq names its product small integral membrane protein 10-like protein 2A. The transcript has a single exon. The record is from RefSeq and is a predicted model, not a curated record. Bases 298 to 522 code for a protein of 74 amino acids. NCBI's taxonomy places the organism in Eukaryota, Metazoa, Chordata, Mammalia, Carnivora, Mustelidae.
CCCCCCCCGGCCCCCCUCCCUUCCCCGUCCGGGGGCUCGCGAGCUCCGGCGCCCCGCCCACCCCAAGGCAGCUCAGCCUUGCGGCCCCGGCGCAACACCGGCCACCGCAGAUCGUCGAUCGCUGCGGCUGGGAAGGAGGGUGUUCGCGGUGCAGCGCGGCUGGCAUCUGCGGCUGCCCGGUGGGCCCUCCGCACCGACUGCCCCCGCGCGCGUUUCUCGGUCCGUCGAUCGGUGGGUCUGCACAGGUUGCUAGAAGCCCCUGGCUCCCGGCACCCUCUGGGAGGCGACACCAGACCGAUGGCGGCUCUGUCGGCGGCGGCGGCGGCGGCGGCCCUGUCGGCCGUGGGGGUGCGGCUGUCGCGCUCGGCGGCGGCCCGCGGCUCGUACGGCGCCUUCUGCAAGGGGCUGACGCGCACGCUGAUCACCUUCUUCGACCUGGCCUGGCGGCUGCGCACCAACUUCCCCUACUUCUACGUGGUGGCCUCCGUGAUCCUCAACGUCCGCCUGCAGGUACACAUUUAGGGCAACUGGCUUUGUGGCCUUCGGGGGUCCCGGAAGGAUGGCUGGCUUCCAUCCCCGGCUCCCCCGCUCUGGAGCACAGCGGCCAGUAGGGUCGCGCGGCGGACUCGCCCGGCUGCCUUCCCACCGCCUUAUCUUUCCCUGUCAAUGGGCGGCUAGAAAUCAUCGUUUGCAGAAAGCCUAUAGCAUAACCAAAAAAGCCGAAGAUAGAAUGAAAGGGUGAUUCUCUAGGAAAUAGUUCAAGGAGCAGGAAAGAACUUUAAACUCUGAAAAUCCUCAGAAAUACUUGCGACGUUCUUGCAACCGUAAAACCCCAAACAGCGCGAACGAGAGGAAAGCGACGGUGGUCCCAGGAUGCCCGGGGGCGGGGUGUGUGUGUGUGUGGGGGGUAACAAGAGGAAAGAUUGCUAAGGACCGAGAGGUAAACUAACUGUGUAACAACGGUCCAAUUUGGAAAGCAAAUCUCCCAAAAUGGAAUAAGAUGUGAACAGACUUCCAGCUGAAUGGAAUGAAUUCCAAGCCGUUAGAUGGAUUGAGAUGGACGCUGGAGGGAAUUAAUAACUUGAUGGAAGACAUGUCUUCAUCCCCCAAACCGAGUCAAUGGCGAACAGAAGCUACAGGGCAAAACAAACAUUUCAGACUGUGCAAGGAAAGCAGGCUUCGAAAGGGAAGCAACCUCAGACGCGGCCGGGUUUUGAACAGCUGCCAGGAGUGGGAGAAAGGGAAUCAGCUCGAUCACGGAUGGGCACGUGCGGCGCUCGCAGAGACAAGUCAUCCGGUGCAGCUCAGCUCUGCAGUGAACCGUAUUUGAAUAAUCAUUCCGAUGGAAACAGAAGUUAUGGUUUUCCGUCUUUAGACCAAAUCUGUCAGCUAAGCUGGGAAGACUUCACGACGGUGGUAAGACCGGAUAGGAAGGUUAGCCUCUCUUGGACAGUUGGGCAGACAGGAGGAAAUGGAGCGGUGGCGUUAUUCUCACGAAGCAGGAAGUCCAGAUGGUCUCUAGUUCAAAGAAUAAAGCAGGUUUAGGGAUCCUAUUAUUAAAGCAAACAAGGUAGCCAACAGGAGAUUUAAAAAUAAUGAUUCAGCCAUAGUGAAGGGUGGAGGGGAUAUUGGGAAAGCAGGAAGUUAGAAUUCCUUCUGUUACCAAGUCAAAAAAGUAGUAAUAAAAGCAUAUUCUUAAGAAAGGAGGUAACCACUAAACAGGUGUAAAUGUUUUUGCCUCUGGCUUGGGGAACUGCAUUGAGCAGGAUGGGCAGGGAUUUACUACUUUUCAUUAUAUGCCUUUUUUUCACUCUUGGAUUUUUUGCAAACUAUGUAUGUAUUGCUUUGAUUAAAAAUUAAAAGUUCUUAAAAACUGAA